CUCAGGUAAUCAUCAUUUGGACUAUACCGGAGAAGGGAUGGCGCGCGUGCGCGAGCCACCGCCGAUGGCAUCUAACGACGACUCCGCGUCGCUCUUGGUCGACUACGGAUGGUCUCCAGCAGCAGCCGCCCCUGCUAGGUCGUCUCCUUUGCGGCGGCUCCUUCACGGCGGGAAGGCGACGACGAGGCCGGCCGGCGCCGCCGCCGCCGCCGCCGCCGCCACCACCACCACCACCAGGAGCCACGACGUCAAGAGGUUCAUAUGCUCGCCUUUCGCGGCUGUCUUCCGGGCGAUGUCGUGCGCGCGUGAUUCUGCGGUCAGUACAUGCGACGGACAGCGUAGCAGCAACGCCACGGCCGGGGUGGCCGAGCGCCUUCGGGAGGCGAGGAAGAGGCGACCAAGCCUCGAGCAGCUCCUCAGGAUGGAAGCGCCGCCACCAGCAUCCGCCCGCCGCCCAGAUCAUCAUCGCAAGCUGGGUAAACCACGAGAAGCGGUUGCUCCGUACGAGGUUAUAAUCUCCUCCGGCGCCGUGAAGGGGAAAGAGCAGGAGCCGCUAUUCCCCUCUCCUCAAAGUCGUUUCGUGGCUGCUGUCUCCGACGACGCCGAUGACGCCGAGCGGCGGCGGCGAACCACGAUCGUGCCCGUGAAGUUGGAGCCCGGUGGCCCCGGCCGGCGGCAAACGAACGCGAAAAGGCUGGUGGUCGUUUUCGCGUCUCUGCGGGCGUGUUCUUGGGCUCCGAGGAUUAACGACGGGAAGGUGGCUGCAGGCCGUGCUCCCGGCAAUAAGGCGGAUCUGUUCUAUUAUCGACCCAUUCCCAUGGGGCGGAGGUGCCGGGUUCAGCAUCUGGAGGAGUCUCCUUACGUUGCAAGUAGUGACCUGUCGUCGCUGCUCAACCUUGAACAGAUGUGAGGUGCAUGGUCCGGGAAUAGCCAUGCACAAACUUCAAUUCGUACACAUAUACUUAUAUGUACUCUCAUUAUUUUCCUAUUUUCCAGCUGCGUGUAUGUUAGUUUUUUUUUGUAAUUGUAUUAUAUGAUAUAAAAAUCUGUAAU
This is a messenger RNA of Zea mays, 1053 nucleotides long. RefSeq lists its product as uncharacterized. The record is from RefSeq and is marked predicted. NCBI's taxonomy places the organism in Eukaryota, Viridiplantae, Streptophyta, Magnoliopsida, Poales, Poaceae. The transcript has a single exon. The coding region runs from base 38 to 910 and encodes 290 amino acids.